AUCACACUUACAAAAAUCGCAGUUAUAUUAUCGCGUUUAAACUUGAUAUAAUCGCUUAUGCGAAAGAAACAUCUAAUUGUCAUGCAUCAAUAUUUUACAAAGUUGACCGAAGGCGGGUUCAAGAAUGGAGACAACAAAAGUCAAAGCUUGAGGCUCUUAAAGAAAAUAAAGAUAUAAAUAUAGAUCAAACACGUGUCCUUAGUGGUUGUGGUCGAAAAGCAAUAUAUCCUGGGUUAGAAAAAGAAUUGGUGGAUUAUAUUAAAAAAAAGAGAGAAGAAAAACUUGCGGUUACAACGUCCAUGAUUAGGAAAAAGGCAAAGGAGUUAGGAAAGACCCUAGAUAUUAGGGAUGCCAAAUUUUCACGUAGCUGGUGUGAUCGUUUUAGAAAACGACAUGGUUUGAUGGAAUGUACCCGAACACAAAUUGUGCAAAAAUUUCCUGAAAAUAUGCCUUUAGUUAUUAGAGACUUUCUUGAAGUUUCACAUGAAAAAACAAAUGUUAUUGAAAAACAAUUUAUUAUCUCUUUUGAUGAAAUGCCUAUGUGUUUUGGACUACAUAGCUUCUGGAGUAAAACUUCUGCCUAUGCAGCACCUCAUGCAAAUAUAAAAGGUGAUCUAAUGAUUUCUACCUAUAUACCACAAGCUAUUCGAUCAAGACCAAAUGGUUUUUUUAAAAGUAAAGGUAUUAUAUUUGUUGAUGGUCAUCGAAGUCAUGUCCGUGAUGAUGUAAAAAAAGCAUUUAAAGCAGAGGGGCUAGAUCUUUUAGAAAUACCUGGAGGAACAACUAGUAUUUUACAACCACCAGACGUUUCGGUUAACAAGCCAUUUAAAAAUGGAGAGAUUAGUUCUAAUAUUUUAGUUAGGUCUUUCGAAGCAGCUGGACUUACGCUUAAUCCAGAUGGUAGUGAAAAUGAUAAAAUGUCUCAAUGUCUUCAGGCAAUUGUUCAAGCUGUCGCUAAAAACCGGACGAAUGAAUUGAAUAUGAAUGAGUUAUUGGAUGUGCUUCCAGAAGAUAAAAAUGAAAGCGUGAUGGAUGUGGAAAAUCAAACUGACAAUGAAGAAAAUACCACUGAUGAAACCGAUAGUGAAAAUGCAAUGGAUUAUAAAUAUGUAAUGGAUAAUGAUGAAAGAAUGAUAGAAUAA
Dentiscutata erythropus is the source of this 1142-nucleotide messenger RNA. The record is from the annotation of a GenBank genome assembly. Lineage: Eukaryota; Fungi; Glomeromycota; Glomeromycetes; Diversisporales; Gigasporaceae.